Cheilinus undulatus (humphead wrasse) is the source of this 751-nucleotide messenger RNA. Its product is annotated as cellular retinoic acid-binding protein 1. Bases 107 to 520 code for a protein of 137 amino acids. The transcript is spliced from 4 exons. Gene Ontology annotation, biological process: fatty acid transport. Gene Ontology annotation, cellular component: cytosol; nucleus. Gene Ontology annotation, molecular function: fatty acid binding. NCBI's taxonomy places the organism in Eukaryota, Metazoa, Chordata, Actinopteri, Labriformes, Labridae. The record is from RefSeq and is a predicted model, not a curated record.
CACAGGGCUGGUCAACGGCAGAGAGCCAGUCUGAAGAAAGAGAGCGCAGGAGCCGGACGACAGGAGGAGAAGCCUGAACCACAAACAAAAACCCCAGCAGGAAAAAAUGCCAAAUUUUGAAGGCACCUGGAAAAUGAAAGACAGCGAGAAUUUUGAGGAGCUGCUCAAAGCUCUAGGAGUGAACCCCAUGCUGAGGAAGGUAGCGGCGGCAGCUGCUUCCAAACCUCAUGUGGAGAUAAAGCAGAACGGAGAGCAGUUUUACAUCAAGACCUCAACUACCGUCCGCACCACCGAGAUCAACUUUGUCAUCGGAGAGGAGUUCAACGAGGAGACGGUGGAUGGGAGGAAGUGUAAGAGCUUGGCCACUUGGGAAACAGAAAACAAGAUUUACUGCAAACAGACUUUACUGAGUGGGAAUGGCCCCAAGACCUUCUGGAGCCGAGAACUGAAAGGAGACGAACUCAUCCUGAUCUUUGGAGCCAACGAUGUGCUGUGCACCAGGGUCUACAUCCGAGCGUAGCAGACCUCCACAACCAUCAGAGCUCAAGUUUCCUGAAAAGCUAGUUUUCAGCAUCUAGACUGAUAGCGAGAAUUAACAUAACAUUCAACAUUAAAAUAAUCUGUUCUGAUAUGAAACAAUUAGCACCUUUGUGGAAAAAUUACAAUCCAUCCUCAUUUUACUGCUUGUUUUCUCCUUUUGUAUAUAAUUUUUUUCUAUCAUUGAAAUGAAACAAUUAAAGUAUGAAUUCUU